ACCCACACUGUAACUGUACAACUGGUAUGUGUGAUGCAUUUUCCAUAGGUACAUAUUAUGUUUACCCAUUCAACAUAGAGUAUCAUAUUUUAGCUUCUGCAAUGUUGUAUGUCCUGUGGAAGAAUAUUGGGCGCAGCAUCAAACAUCGCCAUCAUAAAACUAAUCUAAAAUUUCAAGGUGUGGUUGUCGGGGUUAUUUUUGGACUCAUUGUCCUGGCUGUAACAAUCGGAGUUGUUGUCCUUUAUUUGCUCAACAUCGGACGCUCAAAGCAAAGUAGCGAGGCGGCAUUAACUGUUUACUACUUGUAUUCUGUUGUGGUGCUGAGUGGAAUGUGCAUAGCUGCAGUUGUUGGUCUCAUCCUUCACAGACUGGACAGACAUCCUGCAGUAGUGGAGAAAAGUCCAUCCUUAAAACUGGAUGAAGAGCUAUUAGUCGGUUCGGCCUGCGGCUCUUGGAUCACAUCAUGGGGAUCUAUUUUGGCAGUCAUUUACGCUGAAAGUCACCCAACCUAUACUUGGUAUAAUUUACCUUAUUCUAUUUUAGUCCUGAUUGAAAAGUACAUCCAAAACCUUUUCAUAAUUACAUACAUACACCGCAAGGAUGAGAAAAUAUGUACUGAUACAAUUCCCAAUAUAUAUAUGAAGCAACCUCAACUUGCAUCAUCUGAUGACAAUAAUCAUGUAGGACCGUGUGGCGGACCAGAUGUGCGAGAGAAUGGUUCUUUAUCUAAUAAUAAUAAUGUUGACAAAAAAGAAAAAGAAGAAAAUAAUUCAAUUCCUGCUUUUGAUCACAUGCCAAGCAACAAUACAAAUCCAGGGAAUGGUGGAUUAAAGAAACAAGUGCUAAGAAACAUUACAGUUGCCCUAUUCAUCAGCAAUAUCUCGCUGUGGAUCCCACCAGCUUUUGGUUGUCGUCCACAAUAUGAUAAUGGAUUGGAAGCUGUUGUUUUCGGCUUAAUUCCAUGGAUUUUUAUUAUUGAUAUUGCACUCCCAUUUUCCAUAUUCUACAGAAUGCACUCUGCCUAUUCGCUUUUUGAUGUGUACUGCAAAAUAUGAACAUUUUCAAUAGUGAUUAUCCACUAAAACAAAGAUAAGGUCGAUUACAUCAACGAACAACCUAAUAUCUCCUGAACAAUUGGACAUUUUAUAUUUUCUGUAGAUGUGAUGUGUUUAAUUAAUUUUACAUUUCUUAAUUCUAGGAUAUAUUUGAUUUUUAUAUUUCUAAGAAAUCUUA
Molecule: messenger RNA, 1233 nt
Organism: Pelobates fuscus (common spadefoot toad)
Lineage: Eukaryota; Metazoa; Chordata; Amphibia; Anura; Pelobatidae
Product: proton channel OTOP1-like
Exons: 2
Coding region: 27-1055 (342 amino acids)
Biological process (GO): proton transmembrane transport; inner ear morphogenesis
Cellular component (GO): membrane
Molecular function (GO): proton channel activity
Source: RefSeq, a predicted model, not a curated record